This is a messenger RNA of Ustilago hordei, 1254 nucleotides long. RefSeq lists its product as uncharacterized. Bases 1 to 1254 code for a protein of 417 amino acids. The transcript has a single exon. Lineage: Eukaryota; Fungi; Basidiomycota; Ustilaginomycetes; Ustilaginales; Ustilaginaceae. The record is from RefSeq and is a predicted model, not a curated record.
AUGUACGCUUCCGCUCAAUCUCGCAACCGCAGCGGUGAUGCAGCUUACGGCUUCGCUACACCAGUACGAACUCCUUCCACCUCCUACCACAACCCUUCUUCCUACUCGCAAGCAUUGACACCGGCAGAUGCAUCCGCCAAGGCUGUCCGGUUUCAAAGUCAACCUCUUCCCCCGCAAAUGCAACAACUACAACAAGUAGCACAACAACCCUCUUCCUCCACCUCCACAGCACUCACACCUAAUCGCUCACCAUACCAGAACGCCUCUUCCGCAUCGCAAAUGCAGUCUCCAUCACUGCAACACACCGCCUCUGCAACGCCAAACAGCAUGACCAGCACCCGCCCCGCUCUUCCCCCUUCAGCAUCAUCCCCAGAGGUCUCCUCCUCAUCGAGCAUCGUCCUCACCCGCCGACUGAAAUGGAACCUUUCCGCUCUCGCACUACUCUGGAUCCUUCCUGCACUAACAACCCGUCCUCGCGACAUGUAUUGGGCCCUUCUCGACCAAAUAUACAUCUGGGCCGGCGGCGAGACAGACGAGAUUGUCGAUCGAGUAGUAGGCUGGGUGCUUUGGGCGCUUAGCGUUGUGUUACUGUUCAACGCUGUUGAAGCUUCAGUGCUUGUUCAGCGAUCUAAGGCCCCCUCUUCUGCCGCGCUAGCUCCGGCUGCUCCGCAAACGCAACAAGGUAAAGGGGCAGUGUUGGGAAUCCACUCGCCACAAGUAGCUAAAAGCAUCAACUUUGUCGCUGCAUCCAGAAUGAAGGGAUCGCCCAAGACUAGGAUUUCGAAUCUUGGUGCUGGAUCUCCUAUCGCCCAUACUUCCUCUCCGGCUCGAGGUUCGCCAAGUGCUCCAGCGGGGGAGUCGCCGGUGGUGGACUAUUCGCAAUUCUCACCCUCACUCAGGCGUGCGUCUGGUCCUAUCACUACCUCUUCCCCUACGAGUACUGGUUUUGGUAGUGGGAGUGGCAGUACCAGCAGUGCAGUAGGAGGCGUAGGCAUGGUUGGACCACAAUCAUCGCCUUUAGCAGCGUUCAGAGCGAGACAUCACAGCAAGGGUGGUUCACCGUCACCCUCAAGCUUGAGAGCAAGGUCGAUUACUCCAUCCGUGAGCAACGUCGAUCUGAGCUUUGAAGCGGAUGCAGGGGACGCGGAUGCCGAGGAACGAGGGUUUUUGGGAGAUGAAAGUUUCCAAGUUGAUCGUGCACUUCGUUCUCUGCGUACUUCGUUUGGAGGUGUUUCAAGCACUCCUGCGCCUUGA